AUGUCACAAAGCCAUGCUCUUUCAGACGACCAGGUCGCGGGUGAGCUCCGUAAGAUGACUGCGUUCAUCCGGCAAGAAGCCCUCGAAAAGGCCCGCGAGAUCCAGCUGAAGGCCGAUGAGGAGUUUGCUAUUGAGAAGUCUAAGCUUGUCCGUCAGGAGACCGCCGCGAUCGAUACCCUUUACGAAAAGAAGUUCAAGCAGGCCGCCAUGUCUCAGCAGAUCACCCGCUCGACACUCGCCAACAAGACCCGUCUCCGCGUGCUCGGAGGUCGCCAGGAACUACUCGAUGAGCUCUUCCAGACCGCCCGCGAGAAGGUUUCCAAGGUCGCUGCCAACGACAAGAAGAAGUACCAGGAUAUGCUCAAGGGGCUGGUCCUUGAGGGCCUAUACUAUCUCAACGAGGAUAAGGUCGCCAUUCGCUCCCGUAAGAAGGAUUACGAUGUUGCUAAGAAGGCUAUCGAGGAGGCUGCCAAGGAAUACAAGGACAAGGUUGGCUCGGAAGUGACUGUGACCGUGGACGAAUCGGAGCCCUUGCCUGAGGGAUCCGCCGGUGGUGUCGUUAUCGUUGGUGGAAACGGCAAGAUCGAGAUUAACAACAGCUUCGAGGAGCGCCUGCGACUGCUGGAGAACGAUGCUCUUCCUUCGGUCCGACAGUCACUGUUCGGAAAGAACCAGAACCGGAGGUUUUACGAUUAA
Penicillium antarcticum is the source of this 696-nucleotide messenger RNA. Its product is annotated as H(+)-transporting V1 sector ATPase subunit E. Gene Ontology annotation, molecular function: proton-transporting ATPase activity, rotational mechanism. Gene Ontology annotation, cellular component: proton-transporting two-sector ATPase complex, catalytic domain. The record is from RefSeq and is a predicted model, not a curated record. Bases 1 to 696 code for a protein of 231 amino acids. Gene Ontology annotation, biological process: proton transmembrane transport. The transcript is spliced from 3 exons. Lineage: Eukaryota; Fungi; Ascomycota; Eurotiomycetes; Eurotiales; Aspergillaceae.